Messenger RNA from Annulohypoxylon truncatum, 1644 nucleotides. RefSeq names its product tRNA guanosine-2'-O-methyltransferase TRM11. Gene Ontology annotation, cellular component: cytoplasm. The transcript is spliced from 4 exons. Gene Ontology annotation, biological process: methylation. Gene Ontology annotation, molecular function: nucleic acid binding. Bases 172 to 1542 code for a protein of 456 amino acids. The record is from RefSeq and is a predicted model, not a curated record. Lineage: Eukaryota; Fungi; Ascomycota; Sordariomycetes; Xylariales; Hypoxylaceae.
CAAUAACAAACUCUUUCACGUUCGUAGAACCGCGCGCAAGGUUAAGUCGAACCUGACAACUCAAGCUACAACUACUAUUAAGCCUCAGAUGGAGCGACUCGUAGACAGAGAAAUAACAGGAGCACUUAUACUCUUCUGGGCAUCUACAAAUCGGACUAAGGCACAUAACUCAUGAUGAUGUACCUCAUUCGUUUUUCUCAGUCUCACGAGACUUUCCGGCUAGCAGAGAUUCAGUCACUCGCCAUAGUCAACAAUAUCAACUUAGAGAUUGUAUUUUAUAGCGAAGAGUCACCCUUCUGUAUAGUCCAACUGCCGUCGGAAGAUGCAGCAAAGACUCUCCUAGAGCGCUCUGUCUUGGCGCAAAGCAUUCAUGAGCACUGGGGUUCCGCCGAGACGUAUGACGAACUUCAUGCCAUUGUGAAGCGUGACACUGCUCACCUAUGGGCGCAAUAUAAAGAAGUCUCGUUCAAAAUCAAUAUAGAUGCAUACCAGGGUUCUCGUUCAGAGAAGCGGAAGAUAGAUCUCAUCAAUUCAUUCGCUUACCUAGGGUUCGACGGUCUCAUUCUCCUCAAGAACCCGGACCAAAAGUUCACCAUCUUCGAAGAAUGGGAAUUUGAUUCCGUACCACGUAACCUACCUAACCCCUUGAAAGUGCAUUUUGGCCGUCUUGUCGGUCAAAGUGUGCGGGAGUUGAUCAAAACUUAUGAUCUCAAGAAGCGAGGAUAUAUUAGUACCACAUCUAUGGAUGCAGAACUUGCUUUGGUCACGGCUAAUAUCGCUCUGGCUGCGCCUGGGAAGAUAUUCUACGAUCCAUUUGUAGGUACUGGCAGUUUCCCGAUCGCAUGUGCGCAUUUCGGGGCUCUCGGUUGGGGAAGUGAUAUCGACGGCCGCAGCGUCAGGGGUGAAGGAGGGAAGAGGAGCCUCAAGGGGAACUUCAAGCAGUAUGGAUUAGAAAAUCUAUUGGGGGAUGUCUUCGUCAGCGAUUUAACGAAUAGCCCCGUGAGGAAAGCCAGGAUACUUGAUGGCAUCGUCUGCGACCCACCAUACGGCGUAAGAGAGGGAUUGAAAGUACUCGGAUGUCGAGAUCCGGAGAAGGAUGCCUGGCUCGUCGAAAAGGGAAAACGAACUUACAAAAAUGCAUCUUUCAUACCUCCGAAGAAGCCAUACAGCUUCACAGCUAUGUUAGAUGACAUACUGAACUUUGCUUCAGAUACAUUAGUGGACGGCGGCCGUCUGUCUUUCUGGAUGCCAACAGCGAAUGACGAGGAGCAGGAAAUACCUGUGCCGACGCACCCGUGUUUGAGUAUCGUAGUUGUCUGUACUCAAGUAUUCAAUAGGUGGUCGCGGAGAUUGAUCACUUAUAGCCGUCUGCCGGACUCGCAGGUUGACUUAUCUGCACUUGUGCAGAGGAAACGAGAGGAACAAGUGAAGGGCCACACGGCAGACGACCUGAACUCGUUCCGCCGUGCUUAUUUUAAGGGCUUCAAGACAGAGCAGUCGGACGCGGACAUUGCGGUAGGGCAAUCAAACGGAGAAAAAUGACCUAGUAGCCUUACUAUUCCCUUUUCACAGGCAAACCCACGUAUACCCCAAAUACCCCCAGAGUAGGUAGUGAGGAAUGCUUUUCUAAUACCAACAAGCAGC